CUCCCGGCCGCGUUUCCAAGGCGAGGAUGCCCGUGACGGGCGGGGAGGGAGGCCAAUGGGAGAGAGAGGCGGGCCUUGGCGGGAGCUGGUCCUGAUGCUGCCGCCGCCGCUCGGGGCUGCGGGAGACAGUGGGGACCAUGGGGCUGGUGGCUUGCAAAGGGCACUAGCCUCUGCCUGUGAAGAGGCCUCAACUCUGUGACCCCCUCCCCCCCACCAUCAUGGAGCCCCUGAAGGAGAGGGCUGGGUGGUGCGCAGGGUACCCGGGGGAGGAGGCUGUCGCUGAAAUGAGACCCUUGCUGCAAGAGGACAUCAGCCAGGAUGGCAUUGCGAUGGGGGUUGAGCCUACAGGCUGGGGGACAGAUGACCCAGACUUAGAGGAGAAUGAGGUUGGCACAGAUCCUGUUCGGGUCAUGAUGUUGCCACUUCAAGCCCAGCAUGCCAUGGAGAAGAUGGAAGAAUUUGUCCUGAAGGUCUGGGAGGGCCGCUGGCGUGUCAUGCCUUAUGAUGUGCUGCCUGACUGGCUGAAGGACAAUGACUUCCUCCUCCAUGGGCACCGGCCGCCCAUGCCCUCCUUCCGUGCUUGUUUCCGAAGCAUCUUCCGCCUCCACACGGAGACAGGCAACAUCUGGACACAUCUGCUUGGGUUCCUCUUCUUCUUGGUCUUGGGCAUAGGAUACAUGAUCAGCCCCAACAUGAAGUACGUUGCCCCCAUCCAGGAGCGUGUUGUCUUUGGAAUGUUCUUCUUGGGAGCCAUCCUUUGCCUCUGCUUCUCCUGGCUGUUCCACACGGUCUACUGCCACUCAGAGGAGGUUUCCCGCACCUUCUCCAAACUGGAUUACUCUGGAAUCGCCCUGCUCACCAUGGGCAGUUUUGUUCCCUGGCUCUAUUACUCCUUUUACUGUUCACCUCAACCCCAACUCAUCUACCUCGUCAUCAUUUGUGUCCUGGGCGUCACGGCCAUCAUGGUGUCGCAGUGGGACCACUUUGCCACCCCACAGUACCGGGCCGUCCGAGCAGGGGUGUUCCUGGGCCUGGGGCUGAGUGGCUUGGCGCCCACACUCCACUUCGUGAUUGCUGAAGGUUUCAUCAAGGCCACGACCGUGGGGCAGAUCGGCUGGCUCUUCCUCAUGGCAAUCCUCUACAUCCUGGGCGUGGGCCUGUACGCUGCCCGAAUCCCUGAACGCUUCUUCCCGGGCAAGUGUGACAUAUGGUUCCACUCCCACCAAAUCUUCCAUGUGCUGGUGGUGGCGGCUGCUUGUGUCCAUCUCCACGGGGUCUCCCAGCUGCAAGCGUUCCGCUCUUCCUUGGGGGGCACCUGCACCGAGAACACUGUGCUCUGAUAGCCUUCCUAGAGCAGACUGACCACCUCUCCUGGACAAGGGCAGCCCUUCACACUGCACUCCGUAUGGACCAAGAGGACAGGCCCCCCCCCCUUAUUAAGGGCACUGCACCUGUUUGAGGAGGGGGCUGUUCCUCCCUUCUCCUUCCUUCCUUUGAAGAAAAUUGCUGUGUCUCAGAUCUUUUUAUUCUUGGGGGCAGGGGCUUCCUUUUCUCCCUAUCAGGGCAGCUCUCUCGUGUGUGCACACACAUGCACAAAAUGCCAGAAGGUAUUUAAAUUAGGAUGAGGAACCAAAGCAAUGGAACAGGACUAAAACAGUCCCUGGAAACAGCUUAGGACUCCCCUAGCCAACCCCGAAGUUUCUGAGAGUGGGAUGGGUGCAGGGGGCCUCUGUGUGGGCCAAGGGGAUGCUGAUGUUAUAGUAUGAAGGUCCAAGCAUGGGUCUGACAAGGCCUUAGUGUGUGCGUCUGUGUGUUCAAUCAGUAUUUAUGAGGGAUUUGUUUUAAACUGGCCACUAAGGGAGCAUGCACUCUGCUCAAAAGCACAGCAACCCCUUUUUUUGCUCAAACUGAACUCUGAUCUCUUUGGUCAGGCAGGACUUCUGGCUUCCACGCCCAGCCCUCCCAAGGAAAGAUAUGGAUUGGUUUCUGGGAAGCCCUCUAGGUAAAGGCCAGGGGCAUCUUAGGGUCUUGGGUCAAAGGCCAAUGGGGAAGAGCCUUCGCCAGGCUGAAAUCAGUGCACAGCAGACUUGCAUAGUUGUCAUCCUGGCAAGGGAAAUAAUCAGGGUGGGGAUGGGUGCAGCUGUGGGCCCCCAAGUCGUCCCUCCUUAUUCUGGGGAGUGGGGUGCCGAAAUGUGCUACGGGGCAGGCAGGAGCCAGGAUUCCUGGGCUCUGCAACCUGCUAGAAAAGAUGUAUGGUAAACUCUUUUUUUGGUGGGGGCAGGGGAGGGCAAGCUAUGUGGAUUUUGUCUGGUAAAAUAAGAAUGCCUUUUAUGCAUAAAGGGAUCAAUGUCUUAGGCAGGGGAAAGCCUUCCUGCACAUAGACUGUGAUCUCCACCCCUUCACCAGCAUUUAAUAGCCCAGAGAUGGGCCUGUGGAGAGCAAUCCCGUGCCCAGCACUUUUUGUCACAGGCCCUCUGCUUCUGCACCCUCCACUGUUGGGUUGAAAUAAACGACAGACGAAUGGCAAGUGUCAUCUGGGAGGCAUCUCCCGAGCAUGUCUCGGGGAGUCCCUUUUAUUGAAUAUUACAGCAUUGCCACGUAUGUGCUUGUUGCUGAUUGGUUAACACAAAUACAUUGCCAGGGCUGCAUAUAAGACAUUAAUCAUCGAUAGAUAAAAGGUUGGGAGAAGGAACACAGAGUUAGACAGGCCUGAAAGCCUCCUUAUUAAACAAUUGCUAAUGAUUGAUAUAGCGAGACUUGAAGAAUGUACAGAAAGAUAGGAACAGGUCAGGGAUGAUGUUUCAUGAACUCAAGAUGAACUGAACAUUCCAGGGUGGUAAGAAGAGAAUGUCCCAUCACUCCACCCCACAACAAACAGCAGGAGGUCUUCUUUUUCUCCACUGAAAACAGUGGUGCUGGGACUUCUUUGAUCUAGGGUGUUUGGCAGGUGAAACACACCUGAAGGGGCUCCACUUCAUUUACCUUUAUAACGAAAGGCCAUCAGUCCAUGCACUUGCUGAAGAAUCCUCAGCCCUUUGCUCCUUGGGGAGAAGAGGUGCAGAUGGCAGGGGCCAGUGUCUGUAUUGGGGAGGAGGGCACUUUCCCCCUUUGUUCAUGCCCGGCAACCCAAAUUAGAAGGACAAGUCGCUCCAAUAUCAUUGACCUUGUUGUGUCACAGUCUCCUGGGAAUGCAAGCUGCCCAGCAGCUCUCUGGAUUGGGCUGCACAGUGGGAAAGCAGGAUAUGGAUCUCCUAAUUUGGGAGUGCUGUGCAGUGUGCGCCCAACACCAGUGCUUCAACUCUGUGGGAGAGGAGCACUGGCAGAGGAAGGGGGGGUGCGGUCCGCCCUGGGUGUCAUCCCUGAGAGGGGCUGCCCCCGCGGGCACAGCAUGUAUGCCGCUCUGGGUGCUGGAGCAGCUAGCUCCGCCUUUGGACAGGAGGCAAGGCUACGGCCCAAUGGACAAGUCUGAAAGGGCAGGCGGGUAAUUCUGAGAUCUGAAUCUUAUUCUCUUUCUCCUGCUCUGCACAGUUCAUUUUUACGUAUAUUAAAGAUGCAAUGGCACAGGGAAUGGGAUGGCAAGAGGAGGCCCAAAGAUAUCCUGUAUUCUGUUUUUAUGGUGAGAGUGUAACCUGACCCCCAAAGGAAUGGAGCAGCAGGAGGAGGUGGCUUGGAAAGAAUAGUCCUUGCAAUUCUUUGUGCGACUCCUGCCUCUGCCUUAUAUCGAACAGUUGGGAGGGGGGUGGUGGCAUUUAAGCUAAGACCUCUCCUGCUGCUUUUUGAAUAUAUGACACUGCCACCUUUCUUUCGUUUGGCAACUCUAGCCAGCUUGUAAGGAGUAACGAGGCAUGCUUCGCACCCCAUUUGCCUCCAUGCCGGGUCUGCUGGGAGCAUGUGGAAGCACUUUAAUCAUAAAGAUAAUAAUAUCUAAGUUGGUGGCACCUCUCCAGGCGAGAUGGUACAUGUUAACAUUACAGAAUGAAGAAAUCCCUCCUUUUGUGAUGAUCUUUGUAUUUGCCGGGGGGGGGUGAUGAGAGAAGAGGCAUAACUUAAUGCAGGCCUGUGAUUUUGGA
Molecule: messenger RNA, 4070 nt
Organism: Podarcis muralis (Common wall lizard)
Lineage: Eukaryota; Metazoa; Chordata; Lepidosauria; Squamata; Lacertidae
Product: adiponectin receptor protein 1-like
Biological process (GO): adiponectin-activated signaling pathway
Cellular component (GO): plasma membrane
Molecular function (GO): signaling receptor activity; 8-oxo-dGDP phosphatase activity
Source: RefSeq, a predicted model, not a curated record